GCUAUACCGGACCUCCGAGUUCUACGCUUGUCCUACACACCUGGACAUCUGGUGCUGGCCAUGUUCGAGGAUGGCGAGUGGUACAACGCAACAGCUGUCAAGGACCUCGGAAACGGUACAUUCAUGGUCUCCUGGGAUGAUCCGGAUGGAGGACCGGAGACCUCGCUCUGUGAUGCCGAGGAGAUGAGGAUUGUGGAGGUUGAUGAUGACUAUGUGAAGGGUGAUUGGGUGGAGGCGAUGUUUGAAGACGAUCAAGCGUGGUAUCCGGGCGUCGUGGAGGAAGUCUUUGCCAACAAGACCUUUGUCGUAAGAUGGGAUGAUCCUGACGGUGGGCCAGAGACUUGCGUGUGUCUUCCGCGCUACAUGAAACAUCACCAGAUUUUCUGCGACUACCAAGUCGGAGACCGAGUGGACGCCAGAUCCUCCAACGGCGAGGUGCUGUCGGCGAUCAUCGGGGAAAUCCACCCAGACGGCUCUUUCGAAGUGCAGUGGGACGCCGAUGAAGCAGAUGGACGGUACGUCUGCUGGGCUGAGGACUUGAAGGGUGUCCGGCGAGACUAUGGAAUUGGGGACAGGGUGGAAGCUCUGUAUCCCGGGACCUGGGAGUGGACGAGCGGUAUCGUGAGGCGUCAGCUCGAGUACGGCGCCUUCGAGAUCCGAUGGGACCAGCCUGGCGACGGGCCGGCAUCCUCCAUGAGCGUUCCAGAAGAGAUGUCACUUCUUCAUGAAAUAGACGAGGAG
Messenger RNA from Symbiodinium necroappetens, 741 nucleotides. NCBI's taxonomy places the organism in Eukaryota, Dinophyceae, Suessiales, Symbiodiniaceae. The record is from the annotation of a GenBank genome assembly.